AUGAUUUGCUUUACUGGGAAGAAGAAGAAGAAGAAGGGCAGCAGUGAAGGGAUGGAAGGAGAGAGGGUGAGGCUGCUGGAAGAGGAGCUGGAAGCAAUAAUGUAUGAGAGAGAGAAAGAGAGCAAAGCGUAUGAGAGGGAUGUGAUGGUCUUUGCAUUCAAGGAGGCAGAGUGGAAGCAAGAGAAGAAGAAGCUCAAGGAGGAAGUGAAGAGGCUGAAGAAGGGUAUGGAAGAGAAAGAAGAGAUCAUCAAAGGGUUUUGCGAUCAGAAUUAUAUCAUGCUGGAAGAAGAGUACAGUAAUUACUGGCAGCAGCUCUCGGCUGGGACAGCCACUAACUUCUUGCUGCAGCAGAUGAGGGAGGAAAGGGCACUCAGAGAUGAAGCUGUUGAUCGAUGGAAGAAGCUCUACCUUGCCAUCAAGACCGAGCUUGAUGAUCUCAUUCAGAAGACUCAUCCCGGAGAUGGAUUGAUGUACUGUCGAGCAGUAGAGGAAGAAGAAAGCGCGACAGUGGAGGAGCUCAGGAUGGAUGUGAAGUUGAAGGAAGAGACGAUAGCAGAUCUGAAAGCAAGGCUCAUUGUGUCCGAGCGGGAAGAGUUCAAUAGGGCUCGAGAAGUAGACAUUCUGCGGCAGAGUUUGAGAAUCGUCGGAAGCAGCUGCAGCAGCAACAAGAAGUCGUCGUCCAGCUUGCGCCUUGGAAGUAAACCCAACUUCUCGUUCGUCAAAAGGGUUGUGAAAGUGGUAGUCGAUUAG
Messenger RNA from Linum trigynum, 750 nucleotides. The record is from the annotation of a GenBank genome assembly. Lineage: Eukaryota; Viridiplantae; Streptophyta; Magnoliopsida; Malpighiales; Linaceae.